Messenger RNA from Chaetomium fimeti, 2604 nucleotides. RefSeq names its product ERCC4 domain-containing protein. Gene Ontology annotation, cellular component: Holliday junction resolvase complex; nucleus. Gene Ontology annotation, molecular function: DNA binding; crossover junction DNA endonuclease activity. The record is from RefSeq and is a predicted model, not a curated record. The coding region runs from base 302 to 2443 and encodes 713 amino acids. Gene Ontology annotation, biological process: mitotic intra-S DNA damage checkpoint signaling; replication fork processing; double-strand break repair. NCBI's taxonomy places the organism in Eukaryota, Fungi, Ascomycota, Sordariomycetes, Sordariales, Chaetomiaceae. The transcript has a single exon.
GAACUCAACGAUGGAGGAGCAGCGAUCGUAGAAUAAAUCGAUGGGGACCGACCGUCCUUCGCACGGUAAAACUAUGUCACGUGAUACUGUGUUUGUUUCGCGCUUUCCGUCGCGUCUCUUUUUUUAAGUCGACGUGGUGCGCUCUUGAUGCAAGGGCGGCACGUCAUUGGAGCUUCCUGUAGUACGGGUACCUGUUACCUCCUGCGAUUGUUGAUUUCAACUCUCCGACAAUAAUUGCCCAAUGCCUGUUUGACAGGGAUAUUGCCCACGGACUACAGAAGGCGACCCGACCGGCGACAAAAUGCCCGAAGUGAUCUCUCUCCUCUCCAGCUCCGAGGCGGGCUCCCCUCCACGGCCGAAAGCGAGACAACCAUCACCAUCGCGGGGGAGAGUUACCAAAACCACAGCAUUCAGUUCUGACGAUCUUUUUGCGCCCUUACCCCCCGCUCGUCAAACAACCAACACGAAUAUCUCGAGGACAAACAGCCGGCCAACCGCCCGACCUGCCACUGACGAUGUGUUGCUCAUCUCGGAUGACGAAGUCACCCCUUUUGAGGAUGUCCACGAACAAGAAGGGAGAUUUAAUAAUGGACCUGCUUCAAAAAGACGUCGCUUAGAUGGUCCCGAUACGCACAUUAGCGAUAUAGGUAGCCCGCCAAACCCCGCCGCAACAAGGGCACCGCUUCAAGUAUCCAGGCCAAGGCGCCCAGGCCCGAGUGAUCUUCCCAGCCUCAAUGGCAAACGACCGGUUCCACGACGAGAUUGGCUUGACGAUGAUCCGUUUGCAAGUUCUUCCCCUCAGGUAGCAGAACAGCCACCCCCGAGGGUUGGCAACCAUGCCCCUACGCUGCCGUCAAGCUACUUGGGCGAUAAUCCCACUGUUAGCUCUCCCGCCCAGCAAAGAGGACCUCAGCCCACAAAGGCCAGCGACCGGCUACUCAGCAUUGACGACAUUGAUCCUUUUGCUUCCAGCUCACCAGCACGUAUCUCCGGUCCAGCAAAGUCGGCCCAAUCCGAGGCAGCGUGGGAUCCAAUUUCGAGCUCUGCUCCUCUUCGGGUGGCGGCUGACAAUGAGCGUUGGAGUACUUCACGUGGUUUCCGGAGGACUCAAUCAGAAGUAAUCACGCUGGAUGAUUCUGAAAACGAGUUCGCAGCCCAGUCACUCUCUGACGAUGACUUGCCAGACAUCACGGACUUGGCGGCUUUAAAGCGAAAGGUUGCCACACCGUACAAUCCACCUCCAGCAUCUAAUACCACUAAACCAUCACGGAAAUCAAAGUCGGCGGGACCAAGGAUAGAUCCCGUGCAAACGAAGAAGAGUUCCCUGGAGAAAGCGAAGGAAAAGGAAGAGAAGGUCGCCGCCCGGGAGGCGGAGAAGGAACGCAAGAGGUUAGAAAAAGAGCGUGCCAGGGAAGAGAGAGUCCAAGAAAAAGUGAGGGCUGCUGCCCUGGCCGAGGUGAACAAGAUUCGGACAGACAAAAAGGUGGCUGCUCCAGAAAUGAUCGUCGACCUUCCUACGACUCUCGACGAGUCCGUCAAACUACAGGCAGCGACCCUUCUCCGCGACCUCGACGUCCACUCCGCCCCCUGGUCUAGCCCCGUCGAGAACGUGGUAAAAUGGCGCCGCAAAGUCAGCUCCCGGUACAACGACGAGCUAGGCCACUGGGAGCCUGUCCCCGAGCGAAUUGACCGCGAAAAAUACGCCAUGGUGGUUGUUCCGGCAGCGCAGUUCGUCGGCCUCGUCCUCGGUGAGGAGGAUGCCAGCCUCGAAUCCCAUGUCCUACGCAUGAAGCGCCACUUUCCCAACGAUACCAUCAUCUACCUGGUCGAAGGUCUGUCCCUCUGGCUCCGCAAGAACCGCAACGCCCGCAACAGUCAGUACGUUUCGGCCGUGCGCAACGGCCUCGAGCCACCUCCAGAGCCCUCCAACACUCAACAGCAGCGGAAACGCAAAAAUGCCAAUCCGCAAACCUACAUCGAUGAAGAGGUCGUCGAGACCGCCCUCCUCCAGCUGCAAGUCCUCCACAGCGUGCUUAUCCACCACACCAUAGUCCCCCUCGAGACAGCCCGCUGGAUCGCCGUCUUCACGCAGCACAUCAGCACGGUGCCCUACCGCCGACAGCGUGACGAGGCCAACGACGCCGGGUUCUGCAUGGAGACCGGCCAGGUCAGGACGGGCGACGGGCCGCGCGACACGUACGUGCGGAUGCUGCAGGAGAUUUCGCGGGUCACCGCGCCCAUCGCGUACGGCAUCGCGGCCGAGUUCGGGGCCGUGCCUAAGCUGGUGAAGGGUUUGGAGGAGGGAGGCCCGCUGAGGUUGGAGAAGGUGCGCAAGAGCGUCAACAAAGAGGGGGAGGUGAGCGAGAGGACCGUGGGGCAGGCUGUUAGCAGGAGGGUGUGUAAGAUUUUCUUGGGGCGGGAUGAGACCAGCACGGAUAUAUAGAGUGCGAAAUCGGUCAGGGGCAGGUGCAUAUGGAUAGACGGUUCGCAUACUCUGUAACUUCUAGAGCUCCAGAUAAUUCUAACCCCACGUACCUAAGGUUGAAACUCCUAGACUAGUGAGCCUCCAUUGUUGCUCUCCCACUUCUUAGCGACCAUUAAUAG